Molecule: messenger RNA, 1713 nt
Organism: Melospiza georgiana
Lineage: Eukaryota; Metazoa; Chordata; Aves; Passeriformes; Passerellidae
Gene: SIAH3
Product: siah E3 ubiquitin protein ligase family member 3
Exons: 2
Coding region: 376-1104 (242 amino acids)
Biological process (GO): multicellular organism development; proteasome-mediated ubiquitin-dependent protein catabolic process
Cellular component (GO): cytoplasm
Molecular function (GO): ubiquitin conjugating enzyme binding; ubiquitin protein ligase activity
Source: RefSeq, a predicted model, not a curated record
GUAAUCACAAGAUAAAUGCAAUGUGCUGAUGUAUGGUAAUGUUCAAUAAUACAUUCUCCACCAGGCUCAAUUCAUCAGGGAGUUUCUGGAGGGGAGGCAUUUGUUAUUGGCUGUCUCCGGACCUCAAGGAUAACAUUCCUGUCCUUUCCAUUGGCCGCCCCGCUGCUGCAAGCCUCUUCCCGUCUUAUUUUGAUGAUGAACAUGAAGGCAUGCUAAGCUGUGCCGGAGAGCAGCUCUCGCCGACUGCGCUCCCACCCCGGGCUCGAGGGCUCCAGAGCUCCCCGGCUGCUUCCCCUGCCCACUGCCAGCAGCAGCAGCAGCAGCAGCAGCAGCAGCAGAGCAGGAGCAGCAGCAGCAGCAACGCCAAAAGUUGUGAUGCUUUUCUUCACCCAGUGCUUUGGGGCUGUGUUAGAUCUUAUUCACCUGCGGUUUCAGCACUACAAGGCAAAGAGGGUUUUCUCAGCUGCCGGGCAACUUGUCUGCGUCGUCAACCCAACACACAGCCUCAAGUAUGCACCGACCCGCUGUGCAGCCGUGCAGGCGUCCACGGAGCAAGGCAUCCUUCCUCCCUGCCAUCACCACGAAGCGGUGCACGACCCUCAGCUGGUCCCCUGCACGUGCCCGCUCUUCUCCUGCCCGUGGGAAGGGCAUCUGGAGGUGGUGGUGUCCCACCUGAGGCAGACCCACCGCAUCAGCAUCCUUCAGGGCGCGGAGAUUGUCUUCCUGGCCACGGACAUGCACCUGCCCGCGCCCACGGACUGGAUCAUCAUGCACUCUUGCCUUGGCCACCAGUUUCUGCUGGUCCUCAGGAAGCAGGAGAAGCACGAGGGCCACCCCCAGUUCUUUGCCACGAUGAUGCUGAUCGGCACGCCCACCCAGGCCAACAACUUCACCUACAGGCUGGAGCUCAACAGGAACCAGAGGCGCCUCAAGUGGGAGGCGACGCCCAGGUCGAUCCUGGAGUGCGUUGACUCUGUCAUUUCGGACGGGGAUUGCCUCGUGCUGAACACUUCCCUGGCUCAACUCUUUUCUGACAACGGAAGCCUAGCGAUAGGAAUCGCCAUAACCACCAGCAAAGUUCACAGCUCCGAAGCUGAAAUGUGAUGGGGAGGAGGAAGAGGAGGAGGAACCACAGCAACAACUAUGGUGCUCUAGCUGCCUUCUGAGAGCCAGAACUCGCGGACUUUUUAUGGGGGGGGGUCUUGGGUCUUUUAUGGUAUUUAGUACUUGUCCACAGUGGGCAUUAUGUAAACAUCCCGUGGUUACGGUCCCUGUGUCAUGUAUUUACCGUUUUGCUAAUACAAUUUUAUGAGAAAUUUUAAAGAGGCUAAUCAAUUUAUUGUCGCCCUCCAGCAGCCCUGGAAACAACACUUGUUAGUGACAAGUGCACCCAGGGAGACUGGCAGAAACCUUUGGUCUGACCAUGUUAUGCAAAUAUGUUUCCUUCAUUGCCUGCCUAAGGGACCAAAGGCACCUGUGCCUGAUGAAAGGUCAAGUAUUCCACUAGGGGACAAGAGCACCCAGGUUUCCAUAUCAGCUAUAGUGAUUUAGCUCCUGUAUUUUGGGCACAGCCAAGCCCUGGGGGAGCUGGCAGUUUCAGAGCUCCCUUCAGCUUCUGAGGAAACAACUUUCUCACUCAAACAGUGAAAACUUAGAAGAAAAAGUCACCUCCUCUGCUGAGCAGAGGGCUUGGAAGCCUCAUCUUGCAUUAAA